Messenger RNA from Acanthaster planci (crown-of-thorns starfish), 3136 nucleotides. RefSeq names its product alpha-N-acetyl-neuraminyl-2,3-beta-galactosyl-1,3-N-acetyl-galactosaminide alpha-2,6-sialyltransferase-like. The record is from RefSeq and is a predicted model, not a curated record. Gene Ontology annotation, biological process: ganglioside biosynthetic process. Gene Ontology annotation, molecular function: alpha-N-acetylgalactosaminide alpha-2,6-sialyltransferase activity. NCBI's taxonomy places the organism in Eukaryota, Metazoa, Echinodermata, Asteroidea, Valvatida, Acanthasteridae.
CGGAUGUUCGAAAUGGUCUGAAAAAUGUCGAUUCUAGGAAACUCUUUCCCGGUGUUUUGAUAACAUCAUGCACAAGUCGCUGGCCUUCUUAAUUGGACUGAUACUGACCAGCUGCUUGAUCUACAUCCUCCUCGGUAGCUAUGUGGUGCUCCAUUACUCUGGCCGAUCCUCGUCAACGUUCCACCUUGGACGUGAUCUCCUCAGGAAUGCCACAAAGUGGACUCAUGCCUUAGUUGAACAUGAUCAAAAUCCUAAACCAUCUGGCCCUGACGUCCAUGGAGCCCUCCGUCAUUACAUAUCACUUGUGGACAAUAAGAGAACCAAUUUGAGUUGCACCUCCUGUGCGCUGGUGUCCAGCUCCGGAUUCCUGAUUGGCAAAAAUGCCAGCAAGGAAAUAGACAGCCGGUCCUGCGUCAUCCGACUCAACAUGGCCCCCGUCCGAGGCUUUGAGAAGGACGUCGGGUCGCGGACCAGCCUGCGGGUCCUGAACUUCUUCAUGAUAGACGUGAAGCCCGAGGCGCUGCCCAACAACAGCAGGCUCAUGGUCUGGGGUUUGCUGAAGAGAAAAGACCACUUGCAGGAUGUGACAAAGAUGGUCAAACAUCUCAGUCCAGGCUCAACUAUUCACGGACAGACUCACAAAGGCGAACUGGAAGCUGAAGAACUGUAUGCCAAAGAAACCGGACUCCAUCCUGUGAAGACCAGAUCCUGGCUCUCGACGGGUUGGUUUGCAAUGAUGCUUGCCGUUGACCUGUGCCAGGAGGUACAUGUGUAUGGAAUGGUGCCAGCCGACUACUGUGCGAGGCGGCCCAGGAAGGAUGUCCCUUACCACUACUACGAUCUUCCCCACAUUAAGGAGUGCUCUACUUACCGCCACGCCGAGCGAGAUAAAAAGGGCAACCACCGCUUCCUUCGGGAGAAGGUUGUGUUUGCUCGCUGGGCCCAGCGCUACAACAUCACCUUCCACCACCCCAGCUGGCCCAUGAAAUUUGACGCCCGCUUGUUUCACAACGCUGGCCUGUUGGAAACUAUUCUCCAGUGGAUAAGGUCAUAAGCUUUUUUUUUUUUUAAAGUGACUGAAAUAUUCUUCAACCCAGGGAUUAGCCCCCAAAACUUAAAGGGUGUUUGUAGUGAAAUUUAUUUUUGAACAAACCUUCAGAACCCUCCUUUUUUGUUUUGUCCAUUAAAUAUCAUUAUUCAAUUUUUGUUCCACUCUUUCAAAGGGUAAUUUGCUGCCUUUUUGGCUUUCAUGCUAAUGCGUAUUUCCUCACGAGCAAAACUCGGAUGUCGUUCGAGGGAAAAACUCGUUGGUGAACAAUUAAAUUAAAAAGACUAAUUUUGCUGACUUAAUUUUCUUUCCUUUGGUGAGUGAUUGUCGUUUGUAAGUAGCAAUCAGCAAGCAAUGACCCUUUCUCAGAAAUGGUCUAAGUGAGUUCAUCUUUCAACUCCUAGUUUGGACAAAACCCCUCAGCACUGAACCAUGCCUUCCUUAGAUGACAUCACAAUUAUCGAGGAACGCAUGGAGAAUAUUUUAUAAUGUUUGAAAAAGCGCUUUCCUAAAUGCAUUUAACUUAAUGGGGAUGCCAUUAAAGUAGUUGAGGAGAAAUGCUAAAGUACAGAAACAAGGUCAGAAAAAUUCAUUGCUGCUUCACUUAAGAACUGGAAAAACGUCUUUCGGUCCUCUCAAAGAAUCAAUAUUGUGGCCGUUCAUUGUAAAUGUAGACAGCCCACUUCCUGCUGGCAGAGAAGUUGGUGGAAUUUUUAAAUGUAUGCGUGACAUUAAACCUACAUUGUAAGAUGCACUUGUAGAAUUGCACCACUAGAGAGAUCUUUGUGUUCAAUACAGAUAGUUGUGGAAUCUUUUGGUGGUAGGGAGACUUGGUGGAAGGUUUGUAAUCAAAGUGUGAUAACUGAAAUUUCAGUUUAACCCUAACCUCCUAGGGCCUAUUGAUAUCAUGGACAUGCUUAUUGGAUUCAGAAUGGUUGAGGUUAAUGAACUGAAUCCUUGCUGUACUCAUUUCUGGUAUGAAUUCUGUAAAAUUGUUACCAGUUGACAAGUCAAGCCUGCUCUUUAUAACAGUUUUUAUAACACAUGACUAGUAUAGGUGUCCUUUUACACAGGUAGCCUGGUUCUAUGCUACAGGGUAUUUAAUAAUGAAUUCUGUUAAAUGAGGAACCAGACAGGCGUGCAGUAACGUGUACAUGUUUAAUUAAUUGCCUUGCAAUUACUUUAAUUGAUUUAGUUUUGUUUUCGAUAUGCAACUGUGUAAUAUUAAGAACAGGCAUACAAAGAUAUUUUAGGGAUGGUAGUAAAAUUAAAUGGUUAAGUUCAGCUAGCCGAUUCGCUCACUUUCCUGUAAGUAUUUUCCUAAUUAUAUUUCAUUAUUUUCAAAUGAUUUUAUGAUGUUUCUGUAAAUCUGCCUUUUAUAUAUUUUUUCCUUGAAAAACAUUAAUUUUAUGCAGUUAAAAUACAAAUGGUGACGGUUGGUAAAUCAGAAAUCAGUGCAACUGGUAAGUAGUAAUUAACUUGAUCUGUAAGAAAUCCUGCUUGGAAAUAGUUGUAUUCAAUACGUGAAUUCCAAAUCCUAUUGGCCAAAGUACAUCUCAAGGAAUUUAAAAUUUAUGUUUAUAUAAGAUGUGAAUAAUUAUGAAGUUGAAUUUGUAAUUUUUAAGCAUUACUGUAUGUAAAUUAAUAGCUCUCCGUCGAAAUAUAGCCAUUGACACGAAAUACCGUCGAAAUAACGUCGUCCAGUUGGCGCAUGGACACCGUUGAUAAGCUAUUUAAUAGGAAUGCACUGGUCAUCUCUAUGAAUCAACGGACUCAACUAGACCCUAUUCAUGUGGAGACCAUUUUUUAAUCUUAUUCCCCAAAUUUGUUUUAUAUAUUGAUAUAUUGCAAACCGUCGAUUAGAAUGGCACCAGACUGUUUUACACUUCCGCGCGUUCUAAGCCUCCAUUUCAAUAUUUUUCUAAACCUGGUUUCAAACACCGAGGUACGUUUUUGUGUGUGAAAUCAUCAGUUUGAUGUUCUUCAGCAGAGUAGACAGGUGCAAACUUGUCAUGAAUUUUCAUUUUAUUGCUUCAUUUGUACUCUCAACGUUCAAAAAUAAAGAGUCAACCUCGAUUUCAAAUUCAA